AUGAUAACCUACUUCCAGCUCAACGCCAAGUCUGAUAUCUUUCAUUUCUCUAGUACCCCCGAUGGCACCUACACAGUCGAUGUACUGCGUAAACUAAUUGACUCCAAAAUAACCAUUUACAUGGAUCCUUGGAUUAAAUGUUUGAAAUCUGUCCCUACAAAGAUAUCUUCCAGUUCUAGUAGUUCUCAAACCACGCAUCAAGUCUUCAUUACUUUGAAUCGGAGAAGUUUCAAAAUCCAAGUACUGGAAAAGCAAAUUGAGUUCGCAAUUUUUUUGGAGAACAGGCGCAUGUAA
Messenger RNA from Lactuca virosa, 294 nucleotides. Lineage: Eukaryota; Viridiplantae; Streptophyta; Magnoliopsida; Asterales; Asteraceae. The record is from the annotation of a GenBank genome assembly.